Ustilaginoidea virens is the source of this 1095-nucleotide messenger RNA. RefSeq lists its product as uncharacterized. The record is from RefSeq and is a predicted model, not a curated record. Bases 1 to 1095 code for a protein of 364 amino acids. The transcript has 2 exons. Gene Ontology annotation, cellular component: transcription factor TFIIH holo complex. NCBI's taxonomy places the organism in Eukaryota, Fungi, Ascomycota, Sordariomycetes, Hypocreales, Clavicipitaceae.
AUGACCCAUCUUGGCCGUCAUCAACUUACCCAUGGCGAUCAUCGUUCAGACCAUCAUUCAGACCAUCAUCAACAAGUAAACUUGUUCUGGAGAUGCUCUCGAUUUUCCAUUGAGUACUGGCGUCAAAGUUUAUUUCCUCCGACUCAAAUUCCAGGAUUGUUCUUCGUUCUAGUAUUCGAGCGCAAUGCAUUCAGUGCCACCCGCUUGACCCUCCAAGUCAUGGUGCCACGAUCCAACAACAUCAGCAACGAAGCAGCGCACCAGAGCAUCGAUCUGCUCAUGGAAGAUUUCGAACCUCAGCCAGGCGGCUUCAUACCCCCUUCCGGCCUUCUCUCUCCCGCCCCAUCCUCCACAUCAACACGUUCCCGCGCCAUAGAACUGCCACACCCCAGAGGCCACUCACUGAGACCAGGCUCCCACAAAGAGGACCUAGUCCGGCGCUACGUCGAGGACAAACUCCUCAACAUAUCCCGCCGAUACGUUAAGAAAUUUGGCAAACCCAAUCCAGGCGACGCUGUCGUCGGAUUCAAAUCCUUCAGUGAGGUGUGCCGAGAAUUCGAAGGCAUAGUGAACGUGCUGUGGAAGUCGGGCACGCCGAGUUUACAGAUUCCCUUCUUGUUAAGGUUAGCCAGCGACUUCACUCAGUACGUUCGAUCGUUCCCCCCUUCCCCCAAAAGUACAUUUGACUUGCUUCGCAAAUUGGACCACUGCUUUGCCAGCCUUCUAUGCGGCCAGGACAUGGAAUCGCGCGAUUCACUGCCAGGGUUCGAGAAUGGCCUUGGAGCUGGCAUGACGCCGACUGACAUGGUGAGGUGUCGGAGUUUGGUGGAACAGACGAGGUUGCUCAUGAUGGAGAUACUCAGUAGCGGGGAGGUGGACGAAGAGGAGACGGAUGGUGAAGGUGAAGAGAGCUCUGCUGAGAGUACAGGGUAUCUUCUAACGUGGGAUGCGGAUGAGGAGAAGCUGCAUAUGGAUGCGGCGCGGAUUUAUGAAAAUACCAUUGUGCAGUUGGGCGCCAGACUGGGCGAUCCGCUCGGGAGUGAGAAUAAGGUGGACAGUUCGACCAUGUGUCCGACCUUUGUGGUCAGGGUAUAA